GAUACUGCAAGUGCUCUUUCCGGUUUGUCGCCAUUGACUCGAAAAAUAAACAGAAGCCUGAGAAGAAGCAAGAAAGAUCCUUAGAUAGAGAGAAUAAACAAAAAUAUUUAGGCUAAAAAUGAGCCACCGGGCCAUAGACAGGCAGGCGUCAAAAAUGACAACAGCGAGUACGCCUGGCGGGGAUUCGAAAGAAAGAAAAAGUGUGGCAAGCAAGAUCCGCAGCAGUGUAGCCAGUUUCUUUGGUAUUGAAGAUGAUGAAGAAAAGUCGAAGCUCCACCAAGAGAGGUGGAGGAACAGGAGGCUUCACUAUUACAAGAAACAAAUCAAACCAGAAGAGCUGGAGAAGAGAGACUUAGGACUGAAAGAUGAUCUGGAUGCCUCCAACAUCAAGUACAUCCAUGAUCCUUACAGGAUGCCUGGAUCAAGGAGAACAACUCCACUAUCUAGUACUAGUACUUACGCCAGAGUUAGCAAACCUUCGAAGAGACUCAGAAAGGAAUCUGUAGCGAAGAUGACAGUCAAAGGCAUCAUGACUGUUACUGGAAUGAGGAAAAAGCUUAGGAAGAAGCCCCAGCAGAAAAGUUUUGGACCAGGCAGUUACACUGGAGAUUUCCCAGAUGAUCUCUCAGCUAGCCUUAACUAUCAUCAACAACAUGAAGAUGCCUUCAGUUUGGUGGAUGAUGUGUUCUAUGAUGAGCCAAUUGCUCCACCUGAGAAACAGUUCAAUAAAAUGACCAGCAUUGGAGAAGAAGGAGAAUAUGAACUACCACGACCAGGAUGGGGCAAAAGUCGGACUGCUCCAAAGGCCAAACUGUCAGGGUAUGAGGAUGGGGAGUUCGGAUUAAGUAGAAUAGAGCCAGAGGUUGUGAACUCUAUCACAGCCAAUGACAAAAGAGAGGUGGGAAUGGGGUUCGUGGGUCGUCUUUUCAAUAGAAGUUACAGGAGUGAAAGAAUGAAUUCAUAUGUGAAGACCCAGAUUGACAGCAUUGAUGACCACAGGCCCUACUUCACUUACUGGGUCACCUUUGUCCAGACCUUAAUCUUCAUUGUGUCUGUGGCUGUGUAUGGCAUUGCUCCUAUUGGGGUGUCUGAGACAGAGUACAAGGACAUCGUUCUUAAACCCAACUUAGCAUUUGAAACAGUGAGAUACAUUGAGAAAGAUAAUCUGUGGAUAGGACCCAAACAGGCGGACUUGAUACAUCUUGGAGCAAAGUAUUCUCCGUGCAUGAGGCGAGAUGACAACAUCUGGGGUGGGAUCAACAAGGACCGUGCUGAGGAGAAGGCUUCAGCUUGCUGUAUCAGAGAUGAUGGCUCGGGAUGUGUACAGUCUGUUAAAACUAAAUGUAGUACGGUUUUGUCAACAUUUCACAAGUACAAUGCUUCUAGUGCUGCUUCAAACAAUGGCUUCACUGCAGGCUCAGUGUGUGGACAGGACCCCAAAUACUGCAAUAAACCAGCCUCUGUUGCCCCUUUUGAAUGGGAUAAAGCAGACAUCACCAAGUGGCCUUACUGUGAGGACACUGGAAAGCCUGUGUCCAAUGUAUCAUCCAAAACUGACAGACACAUGAGUUGUGACAUCACAGGUCGACCAUGUUGCCAUGGUAUCCAAGGAGAGUGUAUGAUUACAACGAGGGAACACUGUAAUUUUAUAAAGGGAUAUUACCAUGAGGACAAAUAUCUUUGCUCACAGGUUAAUUGCUUAGGGCAGAUUUGUGGAAUGAUGGAUUUUUCUGAUGUAAAUAAUCCAGAUCAGUUUUAUCGCUUGUGGACAUCCCUAUUUUUACAUGGAGGGCUGUUCCACCUAGUGAUCACUAUAGGUUUCCAGUUCUUGGUGAUGCGGGACAUUGAAAAGCUGACUGGGUGCAUCAGAUUGGCCAUUAUUUACCUGGGCAGUGGAGUAGCAGGAAAUUUAGCCAGCUCCAUUUUCCUGCCUUACCAUGUAGAGGUGGGGCCAGCUGGAUGUCAGUUUGGUAUCCUGUCCUGCUUGUUAGUGGAGGUCCUACAGAGUAUACAGAUGUUAAAAAGACCUUGUUUAGCUGUCCUGAAAAUCGGAGGCUUCAUCGUCUUCUUAUUCAUCCUUGGCUUGUUGCCAUGGAUUGAUAACUGGGCCCAUGUGUGCGGCUUCCUGUUUGGAUUUCUACUGGCAUUUUCUCUGUUGCCAUAUGUGUCCUUCGGUGAAUUUGACAGAAGGCGAAAAAUCAUUGGGAUUAUUUUGUCUUUGGGAGGGUCCAUUUUCUUGUUCAUCAUACUUGUGGUGUUGUUCUAUGUUUUACCCCUAUAUGACUGUCCUGGAUGUCAGUAUUUUAACUGUAUUCCACUCACAGAUGAUUUUUGUAAAAAUAUGGAGGUGAGCAAUAAUAGAGAAUCCACGUACAGCUCCUUUCUCUAACAUUUUUUAAAAAUUAUUUUUAUUUGUGAUAUCAACCAAGUAUUUAAGAGUAGCACAUUCCUGGAGAAAUCCAAUCGUCAGUGGGAUGGCAUAACAAUUGUGUUUUUGCAAUAGAUUUUCUACACAAUAGAUUUUCUUUAAUACUUUAUUAGGAAGUUGUUUUAUUUUAUGAUAUUGCUCUUUAUGCUGCAGAAGGUGUACUCGGGUUUAAAUAUAAAUAUAUGUACAAAGAAAACUUGGAUAGCAUGCAUAAUAUUGAUAUAUGAGAUUUAAACCACACUGGGAAAUUUUUGUUUUUAGUAUACAUAUAUGUAUAUUUUUCUGUUUUGAGAUAUUUUAAUUUACUUUAAUAGAUAAAUUUUAAAAGGA
Messenger RNA from Ostrea edulis (European flat oyster), 2758 nucleotides. Its product is annotated as inactive rhomboid protein 1-like. The transcript is spliced from 15 exons. The record is from RefSeq and is a predicted model, not a curated record. NCBI's taxonomy places the organism in Eukaryota, Metazoa, Mollusca, Bivalvia, Ostreida, Ostreidae. Gene Ontology annotation, biological process: regulation of epidermal growth factor receptor signaling pathway; regulation of protein secretion. Gene Ontology annotation, cellular component: endoplasmic reticulum membrane. The coding region runs from base 119 to 2389 and encodes 756 amino acids. Gene Ontology annotation, molecular function: serine-type endopeptidase activity.